AGAAUUUCAAUUUUUUGCAUUGUUCCUCUCUACGCACGUCGCUAUCGCUUUCAUUAUCGUUAUAUUCGCAUUUUGAUUGAAUACAGUAAAUUUGGUCCGCGAUGUUUUAUCCCAGCUUUUUAUCUGCCAGCUAAUGUUGAAUAAAUUGAAGUUGCUGUGGUCCACCUCAUAGUUACGACCUCUCACUCUUUCCACAUACUUAGCCAAACGCUGUUAUACUACGUGAAAUUACCGCUACCGCUUAGAUAACGAAUCGACCCUACAACAUCAUUCUCAUGAUGUGACACGUUGAUGUACUUAACUUUAUUCCCUCAUUCCAUGCUACCGUCAUUGGCCAGACAUCGCUAACCUAACCUUAUUCCCUCUUCAUGAUCUAUAUUUAUUAAUUUCAUCUCCUGAGUUCUUAGGCACAUACCUCUUGUUAGGCACAUUCAUUCAUUCAUCCUGCCUAGAAAAAGAAGAGUUGUGACACCUGACCUCGAUAAUUACUGCUCAAAAUGGCGAUGCAAGUAAGUGCAUUCCGAUCGGACUUGGAACCGGUCUUGGACUUAAUCCCUGAAUUUUAUCCUGACGUGGAGUUCCUCGUAAUGCAGGAUGCGACUGAUACGCUAAUUACGGGUAGGUAGUUAAAGGUGCUUUUGUUACCGUAGUUUGUUAUGGCUCUCCUGCUAAGGGGGUUAGGAGGACAGGCAUAACAGUUAAGGGGCAAACGAACACCAAGAAAAGCCUACCGCUAAGCUAAAAAGUGAUAGUCAUAGUACCUUCGGCUUCGCUGAGAGCACUAGUGGAAGUGGUCGCGGAGGGGCUUCUUCUUCAUCAAGCACAAGCAAUAGUAAAACCGCACAAAGUGGUGCCAGUUCAUCUUAAGGCUCAAUAUAUUUCAUUUCCACGACUCAUUUCUCGCAGUUUUCCUCUUGAAAUUCUGAAGAAAUGAAGGGAAGAAAUGAAAUGUUUUGAGCUCUAAUCAUCUAGUUGUACGACAAGCACAGGUACUGCAGCAGGCACAACAUCAAUUAAGGGUCGGUAGUUAUAAAGGUGCCGCUUUUCUUGUUCCCCUUUGUUAUGGCUCUCCUAACCCGCCUAAGGGAGACCGGCAUAACAAACGGGAUAAACGAGCACCAAAGGGAGCCUACCUCUAAAUCAAGACCAAAUGCCUCGUCCUCCAGUCGUGAAGACAAGUACAGCAGUUUGGACGCAGUGGCGACCUGUUGUUAUCGCGGGUACCUCCCAAUGACAGUGUCCUUCGGGAAAAAGAGCUUUUUCGCAGCAAAGAUCCACCAUGAGCGAUGUAUACGAAAAUUAUUCACGACUGCUCGGAGUUGUUCUAUUUUUAAGGGUUAAUGUUGAAAUAAAUUUGUUCAUUUUUACAACAAGCCUUCUCUACUUGAGAUUGCUACUAGAAAAUGAAAAGGAGUCUCAACCUUUAAAAAUUCUACGACAAGUGGAGCCACCUCAAGCUCCUCAACUGCAGGGCCUAUAGAAGCAGCUAAUGGCGGUAAUGUUGGUUUUGGACAAGAAGAAGCCUCAUCAGCAUCUGAAUUUUCUUUGUCAAAGAAAAAGCGGAAGAGGUGUCGAGGUUAUACGCUUCAUGUACGGAACGAGGUGUCCGCUGACAUCUGCGAAAAGAUACGCCAAUUCACAUGGACAAACAAGCCCAGUGACAACUGGCUAACCGCUGAUUUGGAGAGGCUGUAUCGAAGAAAUGUGGAACUGCAACAACAGGAAUAUUUUUACUCCCAGACCACGCAGUCGUCCCAGCCCACGCAGUCGUCCCAGACCACGCAGUCUACGUGUUCUGGAGCUGGGCCCCCUGCUGGGGGAGAUCAUCAUGAUCCUGCAUCUGGUAAAAGAGAAGCCGAUAGAACCAAAGACGGUCAUGAUGACCAGGAUCAUGACGCCCAGGAGGACGAUCACGACGGUGAAGAUGCACGACCUGGAGGAGGUAACAACCAGAAACAGACUAUUAACGAAGUCCACAAACAAGCUAAAGGGAAACAACACGGGAAGAAGAAAAUGGGUCAGGCAGCUUCGAAACGGGCUAGAAAGGGGGCUAGAGAUAGAUCGGCAGCUGAGUCAUCUUCAUCCAAGGAGAAAACCGCAGACGAGGGAUCAUUUGCAUAUUCCUCUGCUGUAGUGAGCAGUACAAAAGUUGAAAAUACACCUGAACCACUAGUACAGCGGAGCGAAAGUGCAAAAGCAGUAAAAUUUUGGUCAGUGUUUCUCUACUAUGCACCACCGGCUGAUACAACUAAGACGACCUCUGGUGCCCCCUCUGAUGCUACGCCUUGUACUGCCUCACCAUCAGACCCAGAAGUCUUAGUUGCCGGCGAGAUAGGGUAUACCACAGGUGGGAUCUACACGUCGUGUACCGGCUUCUACGACACGAAAUAUAGUGGAGCUGGAAGCGCGCAGUUAUUGUUGCUGGGUCAAUUGCUUGCUGAGCGAGGGUAUCAAAUAUGUUAUGACCUCACAGGUAGACCUGCACAGCUACAAACGAGGUUCCAUGACAUGACAUCUCCUCCUAUUUUCUCCUCCAUUCUGAUUCUCCAUUUGCCGAGACUAUUUGAAUGAAUUUCCGGGAUCCUUCUUUCAACGAAUAUCAGGAUGUCUUCAUUUGGGUUUGGACAAAAUCUUCCUAUUUGGAGCUCUUUGAAAAUAUUUCACCUCGUGAGGGACCCUCAUUCAUUUCUGGGACCUUGGUAUGUCGAUGCGGUACAAGGAUUAAGGGUAGGUUAAAGGUGCUUUUCUUACCGCUUUUUAUGCCUCUCCAAAGGGAGAAAGGCAUAACAAGCGGGGUAAGCGAGCACCAAAAACCUACCUCUAAAAGGAGGAAGUCCUUGGUGCCAGUGAAGUUUCAAGGACCGAGUGGCUCCGACACGUGACCGCUCUGAGAGACAAAACUGACCUCACACUCGCAGCGGAAGGGUACAGCGUUGAUUAAGACUUACUUUUAUUAUGGAUUGAUCUGUUCGCGUUCUAGAGUUUGAAUCAAAUAAAAAUGUAGAUCUAAACAAUAGGGCAAGGAGUACUUAGUCAAUUACGUGUUGCUAAAGCGACUUACGUUUGACUGUACGAACGGGUUAACGACCGUGCCAUCCCCGUAUAAUCUCUAGCUCCGUUCUUAAAAUCUUCGAUCUGUUGCCAUGGGACAUAACAACGUCGCCUGGGAAGAUAUGAUCUCGAUAUUAAGAACGCCAAAGUGGAAAUUGAUAAGUUAAGUGAUCCUGCUUGGUCCCAUACCUUAUCCUAGGCCACAUAAUUCGUGGCUCAUACAUGUGUGGGAUCCCCAGGUAUUGAAGGAUGUUUAAGAUCUUUGAUUGGCUCUUUGUACCAAGGACACUACGGUGGUCCUUUAAGCUCAACUAAAUACAAAUGCGUGAACACGUAGCAGAUCUGUUUGCGGAGUGUUCACCAACAAGCGAGAGACGCGAGAAAGAUCAAUGUUAAUUAUCUUGGCUGGAGAAGGUUUGGGAUAAUUAUGGAUUGAUCUGUUCGCGUUCUAGAGUUUGAAUCAAAUAAAAAUGUAGAUCUAAACAAUAGGGCAAGGAGUACUUAGUCAAUUACGUGUUGCUAAAGCGACUUACGUUUUAAUUCCCCACUAACCCACCCAUAAUGCCUGGAAGGUCGGCGCGCGUCCAAGCCUUGGUCGCUGACCGGCAAACGACAACGCUUGCUUUUACACCUUUUUCAGAACAGUUGCGCGAGGCUUCGAGUACAGUCAAAAGACCGACUCGUUCUAGCCCCUUGCUUAGCGACAAUUCCGUCCGUGUGUCCACACUUGGAGGGUUAGACUCAGACCAAAAAAGAGCUGUUGCAGAUAGUCUUGGCCUCGGUGCCGACUUUACACUGCGCGAUCAAGUACUACAAAAAUUCUCUUGCGGAAAAGAUACCGAUGCGAGCGUAGCACAACCCCCGCCUACAGCAGUCCCACCCCCCCUUGCUACGGAAGAAGAAGAAUUAGCAGUUCUAGCACCUCCGCCAGAGAUUUUGGACCAAGAUUUGCAUAAUAGAUCCAUGGAAGCAAUGGCUGCUAUUCUGAACAAGGAAGGAGUUGAGAGCAUCGCACCGGAACAGAGUGACGCUGGAGCGAGUAGUUCUAGUAGUAUUCUAAAGCAGACUAGCCCAAAAGGCCAUGGACGCCACUUCUCACGCGGGAUUGUGCAUAAGCCAGGUGACGCUUUUGCUCCAACCGCUAGACGCAUUGGUCCGGGAGAGCUGGUUGACUGGAAGAGCGCACUUAACACUAUCCGAGAGGACGUGGAAAACCAUCCUCAUAGGCUUCCCGAUACAAUCCCGCUGGUGGUGACCCAAAUCAAGUCACCGACAAGAUAUGUUGAUGAUUUAACGAACGAAAUCGCGGAGUUCGACUUACAAUCCCGGCUGUCGGCAACAACAAUUAGAUCCUACAAGUCGGGGUACAAGAAGUAUGUAGAGCUUAUGCUCAUGCUAGGCAGAGAUCCUCAUCCACGAUAUAUCGAGGUCAAAGGAGUUCAACUUUUAGCACAAGCCUUCCAGAAAUGCAAGGACUUUAAGCGAUCCAAAGCCCAGAACAUGGAAUACGUCAAGUGUUUUGCGGAUCUGAUAAAGACCGUUGACGGUCCAGUUCGGAAAUCGUUUUUGCAGAUCGCGAGAAUGUUUUUGCGUUCGGCGCCUAACCAGUUUCAACAGCAAGGGAUUCGACUUAGGCACAUAAUGACCUUAGUCCUUCAUUUUACCAGCGCCCCGUUGGCUACGAUUCAGGUGGGAUCUCAGAGUUUUCAAGCAGUACCCUUUCUACGUUUCGCGAUCUUCUGUUGGUUUUUCAUGAUGAGGCUCGAUGAAACGUCGACUUGCGAGAGGAGAAGAGGCAGCAAUUCAAUUAUUCUGACUGUUGUCUCGGCUAAGAACAACCAAUUCGGCGUCAGCAGACAAGUUGUCGAAUUAGGAUGUGCAUGCGGGCAUUCUCCUUCAUUGGGGAUGGAUUUUAUCCAGAUAUGCCCCAAGUGCUGUUGCCCGGAAAAAGACUUCCUCUUUUUUGCUAACACACCGCCAAGGACCCUUCUCAAGCUGAUGGAAGGACUGCUUCAACUAGCUAACAUUGCUAAUCCUGUAGUGCAGUUAGGCGAAGACGAAUAUAAGAAAUCGAUCAUGUUGCAUUCGCUGCGGAUAGGUGGAGCACGCUCUGCUGCAGACGGCGGUUUAACAGAUUCUGAGAUUCAGCAAGUGGGCCGGUGGCAGUCCAUUGAUAGCAUGUACAGAUACCUGGGAAAUGCUAGAGCCCUGCCAGAUGAUGUUGGCCUACGAUGGCCCCUGAAGAAGCCAAUUUUAUUCGCGCCGAGAGAUUACUCCAUUGGGACAAUGAAGCCUCAUAGCUCUUCCGUAGCGAUUAGAGGCGAGUCGAGCACCUUCUCUUCUUCCAGUAGCCAAUACGGUGCCUCGAGCGAAGCUUGGCGUAGUCGACCUUCAGUGGCCCCCUACUAAUUCUCCCCCUUUAUAAUAAAUAAUUCUGGUCACAAAGGUGCGAAUCAAUCAACACAGGCGGUUUCUCUAAUAUUGUUUACGUUACGUUAGUUUUAUACUAUCUUUUCUCUUGUUUCUAGUUUCGUACUUUAUACACUUCUGCGUUUAUAUACUUUCAAAACAAAAUGGACCAACAACAAGCGGCUAAUGCCGGUAUACUCCCGGCGGCACCCGGGCCCCAGGAAGGUGGUGCACUAGUACCUCCAGCGGCUGCAGGUGUAAUGGGGCAUGGCCCAGGAGCUGCCGAAGCACCAGGAGUUCCUCCGUUGGGAGGUGACUUGGGUGCCUUCCCGCAAGAUGCAGGUCAGCCGCAACCGAUAGCUGCGAUGGCAUUUCCACCAGCAGCUCCUGCUGUAGUAAUGCAGCAGAUGAAUGAUAAUAUUUUACGACAGCAGGCCGUUCAAGAAAACGAAGGUCUGGGCGUCCCGACUGACGCACAAGUCAUGCUGGUCGUAGAGCGGUGUACCCAUCUUCGCCAUAAAUGCACACCGGCACAGUAUCUGUUCGUGCUCAGGCAGCUUCAAGCACGAAACUACGACCGAUUGAUUAAGCCCCCCGCAAAUCUGAACCUUUUCCCCCUGGCGCUAUUGGCUACCUUUCGGUGUACCCAGAUUAUCAACGACGCUGAUGCCAAUGCACUACAAGAAACGAUGAUGAAAGCCGUGGCUGGAUCUUUCGACCCAAAAUCCGACGAGCAAAAAUUGUCUUUGGAAGCGGUGUACGACCUGUUUUACUCGAUACUUAAGGUGAACCUCGCUCAUCCCACACCUGUUGCCGAAGGGCCGAAUUUCCAGCAGCGCCAACUGCAGGCCACCUUAGUAGGAAACGUUUUUCCGGACCUGGUUUCUCAGAUUGCAGUUGAGAAACGACGCGAAAGCGUCGAAGCUGAAGCCUUGAAGAAAAUGAGAACUGAAAUAGACAAACUAGUGCGUGAACAGGUGAACCAGCGAACAAGGGCAUUAGAAGCCGAGAUCAGAUCCUUGAAGUCGAGGAAGCCUUCCCCAUCUCACAAGGAUGACAGACCGGUGAAAAAGAAGAAAAGCGACGAUGAAAAAACUUGUUUGUUGUGGAUGGAAGGAAAGUGCCAAGGCAAGUACUGCCCAAAUAAAAACAAACAUGGAGGAGAUCUUAAAUUGCUGGAAUAUCUCAAUAAAGCAUUCCUGCAAGGAAGGCUAAACUCGGAUCAGCUGAAGAAAUUAGCUUCAAGCUGACAGCCAACAUUCCAAAAAGAUCAGAUACAGAAAGUCUCUUCCUUCAUCCCCCCCCCCCAUGAAAAACCAAGCAUGAAAAAUCUCUAUAGUUACUAAAAGCUAUUCUCUAGUGUGGUCAAGCGAACGUUCAUGCAUGUCAUAUUACACAUCCCCCCGCUCGUUUACUUUGCCUUCCCUUGAAGUAGGAGCGAUACUACCCUUGGAUUGAUACACAAUGCAAUUUUUGCCCAGUUUUUGUGAAACCCCCCCAUCAAAUCCUUCGAAACUGCAACUAGACGGUGACCACGCCUUGUCUGCUUGUAGUUUUAUUAGACUUUCUGCUGUUCCGUGACCGUGCCUCGCACUUGGUCUUUGACCUCUGUAAUAGUUGAGUAGAGUGGUUUCAUCUCGCAUGACCUUGCUCGACUUGACUUUAUUUCAGCUUUUCUCCAAAACCCCUCAACAGGAAAAGACUUCGCAAAAGCUUUCUGUCUUACCUAAACGGUAGCACCUCACCACAAAAUGAGUAUAGUAGAAACUGAUAUAUCUAAUCUUCGUUUCUCGCAAAACAAUAUUUCAAAGUUUUUCAACAAAGGGCCUUACGCCGGUCAAAGUAUCUUUACAGCGUUGAACUCAUUUACCCACCGUAGAGACAUAGACCUUACAAACGACUUAAAGAUUCGAGGCUACUUCAUCGGCGCCACACUGUACACAGCGAACAACAGGACAGUGGCCGCCUUGCGGAGCCUGCAGAAGAAACGCGGGUGGAAAAGUUUGCGGGUCAAAGUCCAUGUGGUUUCAUUCCUAGGCAACGAGUGGCGUCACACAACCACGAACGAGGGAAAGAGCAUCGCAGUCCGAGAAUACUAACGUCCACAAUAAGUGCUAGCGCAACAACUUCUCCCUUCUGAUUCCCUUUCCCCCCCCACCUGAUAGCUUACAUCAAGAUGGACUCAUUUGAUCAAGAAGACGAACCACCACUGUACUACGCCCCAGUCGAUGAGGACGGGGCACCACAGUACGACUACGACAACCCAGAUUCUUUUACUAGGCUGCAGCAAGAAAAGAUCCUUCACGAGCUCAAGCAACAACAAUGGGGCCACUUCCUGAGGCAGUCUCAUCUAGAACUACUACGUCUACAAAGGCGGGCAUACCUAGAAAAGAAAGAACGCGGAGACUUCGAUAAUUUAUGCAACGAAUUGAGAUCGCAGCUGGAUUUAGAUCUGACAGCGGCCAGCAAUGGCGACCUGCCUCCGGCGCUGCAUGGACUAAUAGUCAACAAAGGUUCCACAACCAACAAUGGACAGCCAACAUUGUCACUUCCAAUCGAAAGCCAUCGCUCGGAUGCAGAUGAGAUAAAUGCAAAACGAAGAAGAGCGUCGUCCGAAUUCCAGGAUGGUACCGAAGGAGGGCGCGUAGAUAUUAAUAAAGUAGACUACUCGCUAUUUACCAACCCUUUCUUCAAGAAGCUCAAGCAGCAGGCUGAAAACGCUAGGUCGGUGGUCGCGGGUAGCUCAUCUUCAUCAAAAGCAGUGCCAAAACAUUUCAUCCAGUGCAAAGCCGCGUCCUACCAAGUUUUCACGAAACCCGAGAUUUUGCAAGAUGUAGAAGAAUCCAUAGGGAAACCGACACUAGCUCAGCACCAGUCUCGACCCGUUUCCCCCUCAUCCAUCUCCGAAGUCAGCUCGCAAUUCUUUAUGUCUUCCACCGAAUCAGAGAAAAAACUGGUCCAAGGCGCAGUGAACAGCUGGAAGCCAGUACUCGAGACCGAUGCAGCUCGCGAUUAUGGCGCAGGUCCUACACUGCCAGACUACUUCACACCAACCAUCACAAAAAGCAAAACUUCGCUUCCCGAAGAAAUAAACGCCGAAGCUACGCGACUGGCGUCAUGGCUUAUUGCGGAAGAACAUAGUCUCAGGACGAAAAACGCAGAAUUAUUCAGCAAAAUGCCUCCUCACCUUAAAGUCGUUUACGAUGGCAAGAACUUCGCACUCGCUCACCGGCUACUAGAACUAGCAGUAUCUAUCGCCAGGGGUUGCGACGCCCUGGUCGACAAGAAUGCUGAAUUCAUUCUCUCAUGGAAGCGCAAAAUGAUUAAUGGCAUUUCCAUGGAUAAAGAGGUGGAACCAUGUGGCUUCUGGAGGAUGCUGGACUCGGACGAAGUCGAGGCGAAACGCGCAAUCGCUGAAGAGGCAGCCAGAAGAUCGCGUAUGCCUCCAGACCACAAUCACUGGGCACCAGAGGAGGACAUUGAGGUCUUGUGGAAGCAGUACUUGAAGAUGCACAAGAAAGGUUUCUGGCAGCCCGCUCCAAUCUCGUCCGUGACGGCCGUUGGAGGUGCUGUCCCGUUUCCGGUUCAUCAGCCGACUCCGGAGAACCCUACCAAGAUUCGCACCUGCGUUGACUUAAGAGGCCAGAACAAGCUUCAGGUAGUGAAAGAGCGCAUGCGUCUCUUGGGUUCCCGCGCAUCCAUCGAACUAUCUUGCGCGUUAAUGUCCGAACAUGUGGAAUGGAAAAAACGACAUCUCAUUUUACAGAAUAAGAAAGACGUUAAAGAGGAUGUGACUACGGAGAAGUCAAUCAGGCAGCAACUUCUUCGAGAACACCAGCAACUCUUCGACAAGUCGCAACCUGAAAACAAGAAGAUCUACCGAAACCCAGUCAGCAAGCCUGACCUUAAGUACAGCUUCGUGCCGGCCAUGGCAAAAGCGGACAUGGAAGGUUACUACUUCCAACACGGUACGGAAGAUCCAAGCAAGAACAUAAUGUUCUACCCCGUCCCCCACAGCGUGCCUGAUUCUCACCUCCAACCGGAUUCCAUCCAAGUGUCAUCGAAACCAGACAAUCAAGGACGUUUUCGCAGAUGGCAAGUGACCCCAUCUACGGUGGCUUUGUUUGGGGCACUCUCGAGCGUUCACGAGUGCGUUCAUACAAGCGAGAUUCAUCAGCUGAUUAUAGUAGUUCUACUCCAAGUACUCACCACUGCUUACAUAGACGACUUUCAUCCGCAAUGCAGACCAGAAUGUAUUACGAAACAAAUCGAAUUGGUCAACCUUUACUUAGGGCUCACAGGUUGGUGGCGAAGUCCCGAGAAAGACGAUCGUCACCAUCGCUUCCAGAAAUCGAUCACGGUCCUUGGAUUGGCCUACGAGAUAAACCCGGUUAAUCUGCGUAGUUUCGGGCUGAAGAUAUCAGUUAGCCCAGACAAAAUCAAACGUUGUGUGGAGUUGGGUGAUGCGCUUAUUCGCCAGUUCGCUGAGAAUCGGGUCGAGCUGUCUCUCGUCCUUACCUUUAGAGGGCUGUUCCGCCACUGCGCAUCAUUAGAUCGCCUCAAGAUCUUCAUCGCGAAAGGGGUCGAUUUCCUAGCAGACAACUUCGCGAGAUGCUUAAGCCAAACAGCCGAGAAAAACAGAGCGUUGGCCUCGAUUAAGCUGAUGGUGUGGGCGCUGCACCACAUUAAACCGCUGCACAUAAACCCAACUCGAGUUGACAAACCCGUCGGCCAUGCGUACUCGGACGCUGCCCUUGAGGACGUGCAAGGUCUCAACGAGAAGUUGAAACGUGGGCAGUUCGACAACCUCCAUGAUCACAAGAUGUCAAUUGGCGCUUACAUCAACCUCCCACAGGGCGCACGCUUUUUCCGCUUAAAGCUGAACUCAUUGCCCCGCUUCCUCUCCGGCGAGUACAUGCACAUAGGCAUAUUGGAAGCGUUAGCAGUGAACGUUUCCACAUUCAUUUGGGCACACCUUCUCCGAGACUACUUUCUCAUUCAGCACGUGGAUAACUUAGGCGACGUUUUCGCGCUAUGCGCGAACAGCACUAGAUGCCCACGCACUCAGAAACUCAGUGCGAGCAUCCAUCAGAAAAUCCAAGAUUAUAAUCUCGAUAUUUAUUUUACUUGGAUCUGCUCGGCUAGAAACCUAAGUGAUCCCCUGACCAGAGAAGAGCGAUUUCGAGCCUUUACUGAUUUCUUCUCUUUAGCAACCGAAGAACAAUUACACGCUGAUUUCAUCAUUCAAAACCCACACCUAUGGGGCGUCGCCCGUUAAAUCAAACAUCUCUUUGUAAAAUUUUUUCCUCUUCAUAAUUCUUUAGUUAUAGGACCCCCGAGUCAUAGCGCUGCUAAUGACGAAAACGGAGCCUCCUCCCAAGGAUCUCACUGGCCUCCCCCCAUAGUCAGUGUUGUGCAUCCAAGUAAAAUUUCACUUCUUCAUGGAAAUUGAUAAGUUAAGUGAUCCUGCUUGGUCCCAUACCUUAUCCUAGGCCACAUAAUUCGUGGCUCAUACAUGUGUGGGAUCCCCAGGUAUUGAAGGAUGUUUAAGAUCUUUGAUUGGCUCUUUGUACCAAGGACACUACGGUGGUCCUUUAAGCUCAACUAAAUACAAAUGCGUGAACACGUAGCAGAUCUGUUUGCGGAGUGUUCACCAACAAGCGAGAGACGCGAGAAAGAUCAAUGUUAAUUAUCUUGGCUGGAGAAGGUUUGGGAUAAUUCCUCUUAAUUGAAGGCAGUCUAGUACAUGAAGAUGGUCUUAAGAGGCAUCUUUGAUCCCUUUUUCAAGAGGGAACUGCGUCGAAGAUGCUUUCCAAGAUGAAUAAAAGUAAGGUCUAAGUUGAAGGCAGUCUAGUACAUGAAGAUGGAGAAGGCGGUCUAGUUUAAGGGUCGUACAAGAAAUCAAAUCCAUCUUCAGAUGAGGCAUCUUCUUGGUCCCGUUUUUAAAGGGCAAAGGAGACCCAAGAUGCUGCUCAAAAUGGGAGACUUGUUCCGUUAGUUCUAACUAGUUGAUGACAAGGAUGCGCGGACGACGCAGACCAGGACUACGACGAGCAGGGCUAGUGGAGUUGUUGGAGUUUCUAGGGAAGCCGAAAAUAGAGUCAAGAAGGGACCCUUCAACCCAAACGCAAGAACAUCAGGAGACUGUGAUACGUCUUAGCUCCUUUGCCCAACCUCCCCAAGCAGCUGAUGUCGCUUUCUCAGUCACAUAUAGCAUCAGGUUGAAGAUGAGCAUCUUUAUAUAGUUUUCUUUCCAUCUCGCGAGAUGUAGAAGUACUCAUCUUAGCUACAACAACUGGAACAGUUCGUGAAAAACGGAUCCUUCACGACAG
Molecule: messenger RNA, 11792 nt
Organism: Amoebophrya sp. A25
Lineage: Eukaryota; Dinophyceae; Syndiniales; Amoebophryaceae
Source: the annotation of a GenBank genome assembly